AUGGCGACUGAAUCGGAACUAGCAAAACAGACUGUACUGAUAAACAAGAUACUAAAAAACUCUAUUGAAUCUGUGAUUAGAGUCUUAGUUAUUCGAAGGGGUUCAAUAACACCUUAUAAGAAUUCAAGGCACGAAGGAACUUAUAGAACAAUCAUAUUAGUUGACGAAGAGGGCACAAAGAUUCAAGAAACACUAUUUAAUAAGCAUAUCGAAACAUGGAAGGACUUUUUGAAGCCAAAUAAGAGCUACUACAUUGCUAAAGGACGCUAUGAUCGUGUCAACCCCAACUACUCUUCUGUGCAUAAAAAAGUUGAAUUGGCCUUUACAGACAACACAGUUAUAAAGGAGACCGACCAUGAGGUUUCAACACAUAAAUUUUCUGAUGGUUUUUUAUCAUUAGAUGUUGUUGAUAACUUAUCUAAUGGUUCUAUUCUAGGUAACUAUCCAAACAUCAAAGUUGUUAUUUUCAUACUCUAUUACGUGAAUCCUAUCAUUCAAAAUGCAACUUCGAAAAGACGAGAAAUAGUUGUUACAAAUGAGUUGAUGGAGCCUACAACUGUAACUCUUUGGGGUGAUUUUGCUGAAAAUGACGGUGCAUUCCUGGAUAAGCUUAAAGACGAUAAGCCUAUACUCGGCUUAUGCGACGUUAGAGUCUCAAUCUAUAAAGGCCGAUUUGGGAUCUCUACUAUUCCUGUGAGCAGUGUCUUAAUCAAUCCAAUUUUCCAAAAAGCAAUCGACCUUUGA
Messenger RNA from Solanum stenotomum, 744 nucleotides. Its product is annotated as replication protein A 70 kDa DNA-binding subunit B-like. Bases 1 to 744 code for a protein of 247 amino acids. The transcript is spliced from 5 exons. The record is from RefSeq and is a predicted model, not a curated record. NCBI's taxonomy places the organism in Eukaryota, Viridiplantae, Streptophyta, Magnoliopsida, Solanales, Solanaceae.